This is a messenger RNA of Sesamum indicum (sesame), 2062 nucleotides long. Its product is annotated as solanesyl diphosphate synthase 2, chloroplastic. Gene Ontology annotation, biological process: plastoquinone biosynthetic process; isoprenoid biosynthetic process. The record is from RefSeq and is a predicted model, not a curated record. Gene Ontology annotation, cellular component: chloroplast. Gene Ontology annotation, molecular function: prenyltransferase activity. Lineage: Eukaryota; Viridiplantae; Streptophyta; Magnoliopsida; Lamiales; Pedaliaceae.
GCCAAUCGCUGUUCUACGCACAGUUGACUCCUAGAUAAGGUACCAUUACCUCAUUAUUUCUCAAAUCUUUCUUUCCUAAGUAUCAAAGGCUGCCUGUCGUAAGACAUCAGAGUCUUUCUGGUCCACUUUCCAAACUUGUCGAAAUCUUGGGAUAAAUUGAACCCCAGUUGAGCUGAAAAGAGAUCAAAACUUCUCAUUUGUGUGGUACUAUUUGCUCCACCCAGGCGUUGCUACUUGUGCACAAUACAAAUUUGAUACCUCCUCUUCUUUGGGUUGCAAUUGGACGUCCAUUUCUCUUCUUUGUAAGAAGAGAAAAGCUUUUCAAAGCUCAACGACCAGUUGUCAUUUUGGGUAGUUUUGUCGGUUUAUUUCUAAAGAUUCAGACUUUAUUGGUUUGAGAAAGUUUUGAGGUGGUGGGUUUGGUUGAGAUGAGAUUUUGGCCUAGUUUCUGAAGUGGGUUCUUGGGCUGAGAGGAAAAUCCGUUAGUUUUGGUGUUUGGAUGUUCGUUUGAGGAUGAUGUCUAUGACAUGCCAUAAUCUUGAGUUUGGAAGAACAAGGUUGGACUUCUUGGCUUGUGGUUGCUCUUCCAAUGCUUCUUCUGAUCGUUUCUCUGUAAGAAAUUGUGAUAAGGGAGUUCUUAGGAAUGUUAAUAGAGGCUGCAGAGCACAGAAAUUCUUGUAUUACAGGCGGGAAAUUGGUCGAUGUCGCGCUUUUCAGACAAAGACUACAGAGGCUUUUCUCAAUGGGGUUGGAGCUGGUGCUCCCGCUGUGCUGGAUUUAGGAAAAGAACCGAAAAACACUUCUUCGCUGUCGGAUAUGUUUGAAGUGGUUGCAGAAGACCUGCUAACGCUAAACAAGAAUCUACAGUCGAUUGUCGGUGCCGAAAACCCGGUUCUGAUGUCUGCUGCGGAGCAAAUUUUUGGAGCUGGUGGCAAAAGAAUGAGACCGGCUCUAGUUUUUCUAGUUUCAAGAGCCACUGCAGAGAUUGCUGGUUUGAAGGACCUCACCAAGGAACAUAGAAGGUUGGCUGAGAUCAUUGAAAUGAUACACACUGCGAGUUUGAUCCAUGAUGAUGUAUUAGAUGAAAGUGAUAUGCGAAGAGGAAAGGAAACUGUCCAUCAACUUUACGGUACAAGAGUCGCUGUGCUGGCUGGGGAUUUUAUGUUUGCACAAUCGUCGUGGUACCUCGCAAAUCUUGAAAAUCUCGAAGUCAUAAAGCUUAUCAGUCAGGUCAUUAAAGAUUUUGCUAGUGGAGAAAUAAAGCAGGCGUCUAGCUUGUUCGACUGUGACAUUCAACUGGAUGAGUAUUUGAUCAAGAGUUACUAUAAAACAGCCUCAUUGAUCGCCGCUAGCACCAAGGGGGCCGCCAUAUUUAGUGGGGUAAGCAGUGAGACUAGCGAGCAGAUGUAUCAAUAUGGCAAGAAUUUGGGUCUAUCCUUUCAAGUUGUUGAUGAUAUAUUAGAUUUCACUCAAUCAGCUGAGCAACUGGGUAAACCUGCCGGCAGUGAUCUGGCCAAAGGAAAUUUGACAGCGCCCGUGUUAUUUGCGCUGGAGAAAGAACCAAAGUUGAGGGCUAUAAUUGAAUCCGAAUUUUGUGAGGUUGGCUCUCUUGAGCAGGCCAUUGAUAUUGUCAAGAACUCUGGGGGCGUUGAAAAGGCCCGAGAUUUGGCCCGGGAGAAGGCGGACCGGGCGGUUGAGAAUCUUCAAUGCCUACCUGCAAGUUCCUUUAGAUUGGCACUUGAACAAAUGGUGAAGUAUAACUUAGAACGAAUCCAAUGACCAAGAAAUAUUCGUUAACAUGAGCAACAGGGUGGCAUAUGAUUGUUUCUUGAUUAUGAUCAAUGCAGAAAAGGGUUCCGGAUGAAGCCUUUGCUUCUGCAGAUGUUAUCAAUGGCACGUCAACAGCAGAAGGCAGUCUGAGGUCUGUAUAUUUAUAGGUAUUGUUCAGCAAUUGUUUUAGUUACCAUCACACUGUACUAUUAUUUGUGGUCAUUUUUGGAGACAAUGGCCCGGAGGAACUACAAAAUUCAAUUGUUAGGUAUACGUCGCCACGAAGAACAAA